This is a messenger RNA of Funneliformis caledonium, 342 nucleotides long. NCBI's taxonomy places the organism in Eukaryota, Fungi, Glomeromycota, Glomeromycetes, Glomerales, Glomeraceae. The record is from the annotation of a GenBank genome assembly.
UCAUUAUUAAGCAAUUCAGCUUCUGAUUAUAGUUCAGCUGAUGUUUCAUUAGAAAAAUUACAUGCAACUAAUCUUUCGUUACAUUAUGGUGUAGUUAAAGAUUUUUCAUUAAGUAUACUAGAUAUUGAUCUGUUUCUUCGUAUACAUGAUGAAACAUUAACUUCUGAUGAUAAUCAUUCAGCAAAAUGGCUUAAAACAUCUAAAAAAAAGAAGAAAAAAGAUAAAAUGCUAUUACAUCAUACUAAUAAUAAUUUGGAUAGCAGUAGCAAUAACAGUUCAGAGGAUGAACUUCCUGAACAUUAUGAAAAAGAAGCCAGGGUUUAUAAAUUUUUAGCUGAUAUU